This is a messenger RNA of Magnusiomyces paraingens, 1095 nucleotides long. RefSeq lists its product as uncharacterized. The transcript has a single exon. The record is from RefSeq and is a predicted model, not a curated record. Gene Ontology annotation, molecular function: aspartate kinase activity; homoserine dehydrogenase activity; NADP binding. Lineage: Eukaryota; Fungi; Ascomycota; Dipodascomycetes; Dipodascales; Dipodascaceae. Bases 1 to 1095 code for a protein of 364 amino acids. Gene Ontology annotation, biological process: aspartate family amino acid biosynthetic process; L-homoserine biosynthetic process.
AUGUCCCAAAAAGCUGUUAACGUUGCCAUCAUCGGUGCUGGUCUUGUCGGUUCUGCCUUUAUUAGCCAGAUCUCUCGUCUUUCCAAGACUCCCAUCUCUUACAAUGUCAUUUUAAUUGCUCGGUCUACCAAGGCUCUCAUUUCCAAGGACUACUCUCCCUUGACUCUUGGUGACGACUGGCAGUCUCGCCUCAAUUCAUCUUCCGAUUCACUUUCUUCUACUGGUGACAUUGCUGCUUACCUUGAGAAGUCUCCCCUUCCUGUUAUUCUUGUUGAUAACACUUCCAACGAGUCUCUUGCUCAGUCUUACCCUCUACUCAUUUCCCAAGGUAUUUCUAUCGCUACCCCCAACAAGAAAGGCUUCUCCUCUGAUCUCGGCCUUUGGAACAGCAUUUUUGAGGCUUCUGCUAAGCCUAAGGGUGGUCUUGUCUACCACGAAGCCACUGUAGGUGCUGGUCUUCCUAUCAUUGGUACUCUUAACGACCUGGUCAACACUGGUGAUGAGGUUCUCAAGAUUGAGGGUAUUUUCUCCGGCUCUCUUUCUUUCAUUUUUAACGAGUUCUCCAAGCCUACUGGCUCUGAUGUCAAGUUCUCUGAUGUUGUUACCAAGGCUAAGGAACUUGGUUACACCGAGCCCGAUCCUCGUGAGGAUCUUAAUGGUCUGGAUGUCGCUAGAAAGGUUACCAUCCUGUCUCGCUUGGCUGGAAACAAGGUCCAAGGCCCCUCUUCUUUCCCAGUCCAUAGUCUGAUUCCCAAGCCCCUUGAGCGUGUUGAGACUGCUGGUGAAUUCCUAGAAAAGCUCCCCCAGUACGAUGCUGAUCUCGACAAGCUUCGCCAAGAAGCUUCCAGCGAGAACAAGGUUCUUCGUUUCGUUGGUAAGGUUGAUCUUACCCAACAAACUCCCUCUGUUGCUGUUGCUCUUGAAAAGUACGACAACUCACACCCCUUCGCUUCUCUUAAGGGCUCUGACAAUGUUAUCGCUUUUACCACCAAGAGAUACCCCAAUCCUAUUAUUAUUCAGGGUGCUGGUGCCGGUGAUGCCGUUACUGCUGCUGGUGUUUUGGGUGAUGUUAUCAAGAUUGCUCAAAGACUUUAA